Molecule: messenger RNA, 3449 nt
Organism: Manihot esculenta (cassava)
Lineage: Eukaryota; Viridiplantae; Streptophyta; Magnoliopsida; Malpighiales; Euphorbiaceae
Exons: 2
Coding region: 1632-2477 (281 amino acids)
Source: RefSeq, a predicted model, not a curated record
ACGUGCUCCAUUUGUCCUGCCCUUCUGCCCCAAUCGUCUUUAAGGUACGCUUUUCAUAUUGCCAUGGAUAGCCCGAAGCUUCUUGAUGUAAUGAAUCUUGAGUCUAGUGUUACCCUUUCUACCCUGAGAAAUUUCUUUUCUCGAGAGUACCUGGAUACCCUUCUUUUCCAUAUCUGGGCUCUCCUUCGUAAUGAGAGGAUCAUUCUUCUCGAUCCUCCUCCUUCUGGUUUAAUCGACCCUCAAAAAGGCCGUAGUUUGGUUUUCUUUGUCAAACAGCGCGAAUAUGGCUUAACCUUCCAUUUUUCACCUUUCUUUAUUGAGGUUUUCCGGUACUUCAGAAUAACUCAUUGGAUGCUUGCUCCCAAUUCAAUUCUUUUUAUGGGUUCCUUUGAGUCUGUCAGUCUGAGUUGGGGUAUCUCGCCCACAGCUCGUUUGUUUGUCACCUUCUUCCGGCUGGUCCGGGCGGUUCAAGGUUUUUACUAUUUUGCCCCCCGAGGAGGGUUGUCCAUUUUCUCGGGUCAUAAAGACUCAAUCAAAGGUUGGAUAUAGGGGUUCGCUGUGGCGGAGUUAAAAGGGGAUCCCGAGCUGUCUUGGCAGGUGGACCUCCCUUGGAGGGAGGUUCCUUUGGGUUGUAAUGAUCUCCCCCAGCUGAGCCUCUCUGAACAGAUCGACUUUCUUCAACUGACUUCCGUUGAGUAGAAGUAUAAUGUCGAAAAAUGCAUGUUCGUGUCCAGUCUUCAAGACUGCAAAGACGUGGGUAUUUUACUCUGUUUUAGCUGUCUUAUGUUUUCUUUCUUUUUAAUUUUCAAUAAAUACCUUUCUCACUUGCAUUAAUAUCUAUUUCUUGUAGCUUCUGAGAUUCCCAUGGACAAGAUCAAGCCCCCGAAGAACUUUGUUUUGUCUCGGGAGAGCAUGAGGGCCGCUUUGGAUGCUUUCCGGGCUGGGCGGCCAGUUGCUGAAGUAACUCGAGAGGUCGCCCAGAUCAUUUCUCCUAGGUCGGUGGACCGUACCAUUCCCCCUGCCUCAGUCUCCUCUCGUGCUCCCAGACUGAGCUCCAAGGAUUCUAAGGCUUUCAAAGCUUCCAGCCGCAGCAGGUCCAGCUCUUCUCCCCGAUCUCCCAAAGUCUCUAAAUCCAAAUAGCCCCCUAUCCCGACUUCCCAAGGGCUUAUGGCAAUCAAUGAGUCGGCCGAGGAUGCACAGUUCGUGAGGACUGAGGUCGCUCCUACUUCUGAGGUCGCUCCAGCCGAGGAGGGGGUUCCUAAGGGUGGAAGUGAGGGCCUCCCAGCAGUAGGAGUUGAGGUCGUACCUGUAGUCAAGGACACCUCUAAGGAGGGGACCAAGUCCAAAUCUGUUGUUGCUGCUCCUCACCGGAAGAAGAUCUUGGACGGCAGUGAUGUCAUUUUUACAGGGGCCACGAGUAGCAGGCUCCCUUCUCAGAAGCUCCCACAGUGACUCCAGCUCCGAAGAGGGCUCGUACUUCCAAGCAGCCGGCUCCACCUCUGCCUCCCCUUGAGAAAGCGAAGACUUCUGUGGAGCCGUUGUUUUCUACCCCUGACAAUGAGGUAUUGAACGCGGAGGACAUCACUCACCAGUCUCCAGCCAGCCUUGUUGUAGCGUUAUUGGCGGAGAGGAUGUUCGGUGGGAUUACCAAAGCAUCGGACCCGCGCUUGCUUGCCCUUACUGGCCUUUUGGCCAACUCUACACGGGAGCAGGUGGCGUUCCAUUCUCGGACUCGGGAGGAGCUCGGAGACACAAUUAGGAAGAUGCUCCUUAUGGUGAUGGGUCUCUUUAUGGAGAUUGAUGCAUGUGAUCAGUCUCUUCUGAGCUCGAUGGACCGCCGGAUUGAGGAGGCUCGCCACGAAGAGAACCUUACAGCAACUAGUGAUGCCCAGGGUCAUCUUGCUGCAGCUCAAGAUCAUCUAAAGGCUCUGCAAGAGGAGCUGGCUUGGACUCGGAAUGCUGUCAAGAGGGCUGAUGAGAGGGCGGCUGUAGCGGAGGCUCGUCGCGAGGAAGUUUUGGAGCAGCUGUCCUCCUUAGAGAGUGCUCAUUGCGAGAGGGAUGAGGCCGUGGCCCAACGCGAGGAGGUCUGGUGUCAGUACGAGGCAGCCAAGGCAGAUUAUGACGAAGUCCAAGUCCGAUGUGAGACAGUCAUGGCACAAAGGGACAAGGCCUUGGCUCGGAUUGUGGUCCUCGAGCAGGAGCUUAGCAAACGUACUGAGAGUCUGAAAGACCUAACCUUGGCAGCAGAAGAGUCAAAGCUUCAACAACAACAGCUCUGCCAAGAAGUUACGGCUUUAGAAAGAAGAUGUUCUGCCCUGCUCGAGGAUGCUAAACUUGCUAAGGAUAGGGUCCAGUUGGCGUGUGAGGAGCGCUUGCGAAAGCAGAGAUCGAUCAGGCCUGCCAAAAGUGUUUGCAGGAAUAUAAGUUCUUCGGAGCUAAAAGCUGAGAUCAAGCAGGCUUGUGAAGAUCGUCUUUAACACUAUAAGGAUUCUCUUGAGCUGAAGGCCAAGAUUAAGGAGGCCUGUGAGGCAUGACUUGCGGAUUUCAAGGCUUCUGAUGCGAUGAAGAAUGAAAUAUGGACUAAAGCCUUCUGCAUGUUUGCCACUAGGUUCAAUCAAGGUUUGCAGGAGGCUAGGGAUGAUCCCUCUACCCCUUUGGCUCGCCUCCGAGCUCCUGAGGUAGAUUCUGAUGGCGAGGAGGUGUGCUAUGGGGAGGAGUAUAAUCCUUUGCCUAAAGGGAUUCUUCGUGCAUCAAUCGGACCUUAAAAAGAAAAGGCUAGUUCUAAGGGAGAUGGCGUUGAUCCUCAGGGGGAAGACGAUGGGCCUCUGGGAGGUGAGAUCGUGCCCUUCGUGGGUACUGGGGGACAAGAGUCUGGGGGUGUUGAAAUCCUUGGGAGUAGAUCUGUAGAUGAUAAAAAUGUAAUUACUGAUGUUAGUCCUUUAAGGAUGAUCUUUCCUCCUGUAAUCUUGGAUGAUUAAAUAAUAUAGCAUUUUAUUCCCUUUUAUAUUGGUGUUGCCAUCUUUUCUUUUAUUUUUUAGCGCUUAAUUGUGUGCUGAAUUUUAAUGAAUGAGAGCUUGCCUUCGUUUGUGCUUGUAAAAGUUUUUCUAACUUGACUUAAUUUAAACAAGCUGUUUUAAGCUAUGUGUUCACUCGACAAACUCUCAAGGAACCUUUCUCCCACUGGGCUGAUUCGGACUAAGAGUUUGAUAGCUAGAUAAACUUCUGUUUUGCGAGUUCUUCCAGUCUUGUAAAGGUUUUCUGGGUUUUCAUGUCAUAGUUUUAUCAGUACUAUGAGUUCGGACGUAUAUUGAAAUGUCUCGUUGGGUUUAGGCACUUUAUUUUCUCUAAGUAUAACGUUAUAACUAUCGAAGUGAGUUGGGCCGUGUGCCCCAUUGAGAGAGUGAGCUUGGGUUUUUGAGGUCUUUUCUACUUAGCUGAUUUUAUUUUGU